AUGUUGUUGAGUUUGCCAAAUAAUAUUAAAGAAGAUUGCAAGAAACCAUUAAUUUUAGAAUCACAACAUGAUGGAAUAACAAAUAACACUAAUACAAAAUGCAAAGAAUCAAAGAUCAUGGAUCAUAUCGCGAAAGCUUUCUUCUUAAGUUUAUUCUCUGUCAUUGCUGUUUUUUGUGUUAUUUGUUGGUUGGCGUGGUCAUUAAAUGAAGAUUUGACAAUGAUGUAUAAAUGGUAUUACUUGAGUUGCGAAAGAGUUUUAGCUGCAACACAAAUCGGAAACAACGUUGUCAAUCUGAUUUUGUUGAAUGGAUCAUUACCACAACAAAUCAUGUCAACAGAUGUUCUCGAGGACAGAGCGAACAAAGAUUUGAAACAAUUAUUAGAAAGCAACAAGAAAAUUGUUGAUGGUGAUGAAAACGUAGAAAAAAUGACAGGUUAUGAUGAUACAAUGGAUAAUUAUCAAUUAAAAGAAAGCUGUAGUUUAGGAAGAGAUCCAGUAUCCGUACAUGAUAUGUACGCAUGUGCUGGAUUAGAACAACAAAUAACUAUUUUCAAAAACAUGGUGAAUGAUAUCCUGAAGAAUCCAGGAAACUACAAAGGAGCAAUUAAUAAUGAAGUAUCAGGAAAUGUUGCUCACAUCUUACAGUAUCAUUUCUAUCCGAAAGUUAUUGCAGCAACAACGAGAAUGAGAGAUAUAAUCGAAGAUAAAUACAACAAAGACACAGAACUCAUUCUUAUUUUGACAAUUGUCGGAUUAGUUUUGACAAUGAUCAUGUUUUCAACGCCAUGGCUAUUCCAAUAUUUCUUAAAUGAGAACUACAAACUAUUGUUAAUGUGCUUUAAGCAUAUUUCACCUCAAACAAUAGUAGAUACUCCUGAAAUUAUGGAUUUCUUCACACAUACGAAGAAAUCAUCGAAGGCUGAGCAGAUGAUUAUUAGUAAAUCGAUAGUUAUGGAUGCAAGUGAGUGUAUUAUCAUCACAACCCAAAAUUCAAUUAUCGAAAUUAUUAAUACAAGCGUAACUCAGAACUUAGACUGCACCCCUGACCAGAUGCUUGGUCAGCAUAUCGCAAACUUCGUAGUUGAUAAGGAUCAGCAGCGUUUUAACCUGGCUAUUGACUUGAUGAUGUCGGGCCAAGGUUCCCCGGUAUGGCAAGACCACGUUGAGUUGGUAAAUGAGCUUGGAGAGACUAUUCCUUUCGCCGUUACUGCUAUAGCUAUGAACGAUAAGGAUGAUUCGAGCUCAUCGGAAUUUACAUCAAUUUGUUUUAUCUUAACAAAUGAAGCCGAUGAAAUUAAAAAGAGACAAGAUGCAGAAGAAGCUAAAGCAAAGUCCGAAAAGCUCUUGUAUCAGAUUUUGCCAAAAGAUAUCGUUAUUAGACUAAAUAGAGGUGAAACUGAUAUCUCUUUCUCGAUACCAUCUGCAACAAUAUUCUUUAUUGAUAUCGUUAAAUUCUCUACUUACACUGCAACUUUGACACCGUCAGAAAUCAUGUCAAAUUUGUCACUUGUUUUUGCCACUUUUGACAAAAUUGUUUCUGGAUACGAGUCGAUAACAAAAAUCAAACUUAUCGGUGAUGUCUAUAUGGCAGCAGCCGGUUUGUUCCAAGAUCCAGACAACCAGACACCGAAAAAUGCAGAAGAUGCUGUUAGAUGCACAAUUCAGUGUCAAAAGUCGAUGGAUGAGAUUAACAUGAAGUUAAACUCAUCACUCGAAGUGAGAAUUGGUGUUAACUCAGAAGGACCGUUAAUUGGUGGUGUCCUGGGAACAGAUAAACCAACUUUCGAUAUUAUUGGUGAUCCUAUCAACGUUGCAGCCCGUUUGCAAUCAACAGAUGUUCCUGGUAAUGUGCAAAUAUCAGGUGCAACUAAGGAAUUGAUUGAAAAUUUGGAUUUCGAGAUCCAAGAAAGAGGUGAAAUUUAUCUGAAAGGUAAAGGUAACCAAUUGACAUAUUUCGUUACAAUUAGGGAGAAAACCGAGUUCGAAGGUUCAUUUGCACUUAAUAUUGCUGACACAGCUAAGAAAUGA
This is a messenger RNA of Trichomonas vaginalis G3, 2031 nucleotides long. Its product is annotated as guanylate cyclase protein. Bases 1 to 2031 code for a protein of 676 amino acids. Lineage: Eukaryota; Parabasalia; Trichomonadida; Trichomonadidae. The transcript has a single exon. Gene Ontology annotation, molecular function: guanylate cyclase activity; peptide receptor activity. Gene Ontology annotation, biological process: intracellular signal transduction; receptor guanylyl cyclase signaling pathway; cGMP biosynthetic process. The record is from RefSeq and is a predicted model, not a curated record.